CAGCCUUGAUUCCUAAGACGUCAUGUCAGGGCCAGGCUGUCUUCAUUCUUUCUUUCUUUCUUUCUGUUUCCUUCUUCUUUCCUCAUUUGUCGGCCUUUGCUCUCUGCUCUUCGGUCCUCGAUCUCCGGUCUCCGGUCUCCUAUCCCCGAUUCCGCGGAAUCUCCAGGCCAUCAAUAACCUGCGGUACCCUGCCAACACAGCAUCGACCCCGGAUUGUAGCUCAGCCUUGGCACUGUGCUAGUGAUGAAGGAACGACCAGCGCUCACUUGUCGGUCUCAGUUGGUGGCGCUUCAAAGCCCACGAGCGCUGCGUUCCAGGGUCUCGGGUCGGAAAUACCGCGAGAGUCUUCGGCAGCUUUGGCGGUGGUUGGAACACGUCAGAAAGCACAAGCUUUAUAAGAAGUAUUUCUCUUAUGGAGACUAUGGAGACGAGGCAUACUUUGAAGACGGUGAACACGAUAGUGAUUACUUUGGAUCGGAUGAAGAUGAUGAAGACGACGAAGACGACGAAAGCCAGGGUGAUGAGAAUUUGUCUGCUUCAGAAUCAGCCUCAGAGUCGUCCGAACAUGAAUCUAACGAGAAAGAAUCGGAGAUACGAGAUUUUGAGGAGAUUUGCAGAAUCUGUCAAUUGCCUUAUGGCCUUGAGCCCACCAGUAUCCAAGAGCUUAUUUCAGGAGCAUCUGCCGGACGUCAAUGUUGUACAACAAUUCUGGACGCUAUUCAGACCUGGCACAAGAGCCUCGCGCGAAAAGCUCUGUCAUUACGUGGACUACGGCUAGACGAUGCCAAGAUUAGGAUAGCAAGUGGCUUUCAUCAUAGUGGAGUCAUUUAUCUAGACUGGUCGGCAAUGGUUGACGGGGUCUCAAUCUGCCUCCUCCAGCCAAAAGAUUCUCUCCCUCAUGAAACGGACAUUGCGUCAAUCUACAAGUUCCCUAUUCUUCCGCCGAUUACCAGUGACACAUUCUCCUCAGCAUCUGCCCAACGCCUGGCUCGAUGGCUCCAUGAAUGUACGCACAAUCAUCCCAUGUGCCGAAAAGAACUUUCUGAUGCAGUCCAACACUACAUGCCCAAUCGAGUGCUUGAGAUUGAGGGACAUCAGAUUGUCCUGAGAGAAGAUCUCAAGUCGAAAAGCCCAUACGUGUGUCUGAGUCAUUGUUGGGGUCCCAAGGGCGUGUCAUUCAAACUAGAAAGCUCAACUAUCGAAGUGAUGAGAGACGGCGUAUCGAUCUCGGCAUUACCUAAAACAUUCCGGGAUGCAGUACUAGUGUGUUUACGCCUUGGACUCCGGUUCAUUUGGAUUGAUGCCUUAUGCAUCAUCCAGGACAGCAAAACUGACUGGGAACAAGCUGCAGCAAGCAUGGCAGACAUUUAUGAAAACGGCCUUUUGACAAUUGCUGCAACAGCAUCUGAGGAUAGUGACGGCGGAUGCUUCUCUGAUAGAGGCAACGCCUUCUGGCCAAGGCAGAUGAGCAGCUCAAUCCUGCAUGUUGCACAGUAUCGGCACGUGUGGGUUCUGGACGAUGAUCAUAUGAAUAAUUUCGGGACCUGCCCGCUCUUGCGACGCGCCUGGGUCUUUCAGGAGCGGCGCCUAUCUGUAAGAAUAGUGCAUUUUGCCGAGCUGCAGAUGAUCUGGGAAUGCUGUUCUACAUGGAAGUCAGAGUCGGGACAUAUCGAUCACGAUUGGACGAACGACGAAGGGCUCUCACCGUUCUUGCAGACCAGGUCUAUACCGUUCAAGAUGCCCAUUGUAAACGCCACUCAAGACUGGCAAGCUAUUGUCGUUAAGUACUCCCCACUUCAGUUAACGUACGUCGAAGAUCGGCUCCCAGCCCUCGCAGCCAUCGUGAAGCGGAGGAUGCGCUCUCGCCCUGGCGAUAAAUACAUAGCAGGCUUAUGGAGGGAUUCACUACUGGAAAACUUACUUUGGCUAUCGACGGCGCCACAGAGAUGCCGACCUGCAAUCAAUAUGCCAACAUGGUCUUGGGCUUCCACGACUGGUGCAGUAGAUUUUGUGUCUCAUGUGGUAAUGCAUGCGAGCGUUGAAGACAUGAAAUAUACGCACGUCGGACCUCCACAGCUGGGCAAUGUUGUUAAUGCUAGCAUAGUGCUCCGGGGUCACUGCUUACGAGGCCUUCUAGAUGAUACGAGUGGUAUAAAUGUCUGUGAUUUAUCAGAGAUGGCAACGUUAAAACAUCUCGGAAGGAUAUCUUCACUUUUUCACCCCGAUCAUGAUUUCGACACCGAACCCGAAACCUUGCCAACUACCGAUGAGGUCUUGCUUCUAUUCAUGGGUAAUCAACGCGACUAUGGUCGCAUGACUUGUAUUUUCUUGGCACUCAGACAAGUCUCACCGGACGAGCAUGAACGGAUCGGCGUGUACAAGAUGCGGCCGGAUCUGCUUCCAUGGAUUGACGGGCGGGUGCGGCGCAAAGCAAAACCGACGGAUAAUGUAUACUUUCGACUAUGGCGCCAGUCCGUUGCAGACAUGCCCGUGCGGCAGUUCAAGAUCAUCUAGGCUGUUCGGAUGUCUGGGCAGGAGGGGGCUUACAACAAGGCCUCCAGUCGUGUGUCGCCAGAAGCCGCUCUGAAGUACGCAUUUAGUCGAAGGAUGACCACAACUACAACCACGCUUCAUCGAGGCAUUUGCUGCUACUCCUUCGGUCUUCAAACCUGGGACUCCGUCUAUUCCGCACCCGAUCACUCAGCACACCAGGUCAAGAAAACGAGAGCACCAAUCUCAACGCGAUGCAACGCAACAAAACACGAGGCGACAAAACGGGAAGCAGCGCAAUACUCUAGCACUGCAAAGCCACGUGGACAUUCACGACAAGGACGUGUCGUCUCGACACCCUCGCAACGCCCCUCGUCUCGCCUCACCACAUCACUUCAUCAUCGGUUGUUCGACCUCGAGUCCAUCACUUCGAGUACCGUCCUCUCCAGGCUGUAUUAUCAGUCUUAUCGGCGAUGUUCUCGG
Messenger RNA from Boeremia exigua, 2973 nucleotides. Its product is annotated as heterokaryon incompatibility protein-domain-containing protein. The transcript is spliced from 3 exons. The record is from RefSeq and is a predicted model, not a curated record. NCBI's taxonomy places the organism in Eukaryota, Fungi, Ascomycota, Dothideomycetes, Pleosporales, Didymellaceae. Bases 244 to 2514 code for a protein of 756 amino acids.